GUUGGCGAUAAGGUAAUGGUUCUGGCUAGGUCAGGGCUCUGGCAAGAAGUGGUGAACGUGCCAGCCAGUCAGACUUUCCUCAUGCCUGAGGGGAUGAGCUUCGAGGAAGCAGCUGCUCUUCUUGUCAACUACAUCACUGCCUACAUGAUCCUCUUUGACUUUGGAAACCUGAGGCCCAACCAGAGUGUCCUCAUCCACAUGGCUGCAGGUGGUGUGGGAACUGCUGCCAUCCAGCUGUGCAAGACUGUAGAAAAUGUCACAAUUUUUGGCACAGCAUCUGCCUCCAAGCAUGAAUCACUCAAGGAGAGUGGAGUAGCUCACCCCAUUGACUACAGAACGAUGGAUUACGUAGAGGAGGUCCGGAAAAUCUCUCCCAAAGGUGUUGACAUUGUCCUGGACCCCCUGGGAGGAUCCGAUACGUCCAAAGGAUUUAACCUGCUGAAGCCGAUGGGCAAACUCAUCACUUACGGGAUAGCAAACCUGCUCACUGGGCAGAAGAAGAACCUCAUGGCUAUGGCUAAAACCUGGUGGAACCAGUUCAGCAUCAAUGCCUUGCAGCUCCUACACCACAACAAGGCUGUGUGUGGCUACCACUUGGGAUAUAUGGAUGAAGAAGUUGAGCUUAUCGGAGGUGUUGUAGCCAAGCUGGUUAGCCUGUACAGUCUAGGCAAAAUCAAGCCCAAGAUAGACUCGGUCUGGCCCUUUGAUCAGGUGGCAGAUGCCAUGAGGCAGAUGCAAGAGAAGAAGAAUGUUGGAAAGGUCAUCCUGGUUCCUGAAGCAGCCAAGGAAGAAUCCAAAAAAGAAGAGAACUAAGGAGAAGAGAUGAGUGCAGAUUGUGAAGUCAUGGUUUAACUCCCUGAUGUCUUUGGGACCUGGAAAUGGACAGAUCAGUAGCUCCCAUCUUCACCAGUACGAGAACAU
Messenger RNA from Pterocles gutturalis (yellow-throated sandgrouse), 921 nucleotides. RefSeq names its product vesicle amine transport 1 (gene VAT1). The annotation marks the transcript as partial. The transcript has 5 exons. Gene Ontology annotation, molecular function: oxidoreductase activity; zinc ion binding. NCBI's taxonomy places the organism in Eukaryota, Metazoa, Chordata, Aves, Pterocliformes, Pteroclidae. The record is from RefSeq and is a predicted model, not a curated record.